Molecule: messenger RNA, 1808 nt
Organism: Camarhynchus parvulus
Lineage: Eukaryota; Metazoa; Chordata; Aves; Passeriformes; Thraupidae
Product: death domain-containing membrane protein NRADD-like
Exons: 6
Coding region: 357-1013 (218 amino acids)
Biological process (GO): Rho protein signal transduction
Cellular component (GO): cell surface; plasma membrane
Molecular function (GO): death receptor activity; coreceptor activity; nerve growth factor binding
Source: RefSeq, a predicted model, not a curated record
CACGCCCAACCCGGCCCGGCCCAGGCGCGACGGGGCGGCCGAGAGGAGCCGAGCGGGGCCGAACGGAGCCGAACCGGGACCGAAGGGAACCGAACCGAGACCGAACGGGGCCGAGCCGGGACACAGCGGGGCCGAACCGGGACCGAACCGGGCUGAGCCGCGACCCAGCGUAGCUGAACGGAGCCGAACCGGGACCCAGCGGAGCCGAACGGGACCGAACAGGGACGGAGCGGGGCCGAAGCGAGGCCGAGCGGUGCCGGACGGGUUCGGAGCGGUUCGGAGCGGCUCGGAGCAGUUCGGCGCCGCUCGGCCCCGGUUCGGCCCGGCCCGGAGCGGGUCCCGGGCCGGUGCCGGCGAUGCGGCCGCUCCCGGUGCCGCUGCUGCUGCUGCUGCUGAGCCCGGUGCCGGGGCGGGCCGGGGGGUGCCCCCCGUGUCCCCGCGGUGUCCCCGAGCCCUGCGACAGCCGCUGCCCGCCCUGCGCCCGCACGCGGAGCCCCGCCGAGGAGGAGCCGGAGGAGCCGUGCCCGCCCUGCCCGCCCUGCGGCCACGAGGCCACGGCGCCGCUCGCUGAGGGGACGCCGCCGGUGCCGGGGACCCCCCGAGUGACCCCGCCGGUGUCGGGGGCGCCCCCCGAGCCGCCCGGGGACAUCAUCCCCCUGUACUGCGCCCUCCUGGCCGGCCUCGUCGUGGGGCUCGUGGCCUACGUGGCCUUCAAGUGCUGGGACACGUGCAGGAAAAAGCGGCAGCUGGACAAGGCGCGGGACGCGGGGGACGCGGCGGUGGCGGCGGACGCGGAGAAGCUGCGGGGAGACGGCGGCGUCUGCCCGGACAGCGCCGGCCUGGAGCCGCCUCAGCCCCCGCCCCCCGAGGGUCCCUCCCCGCUCCCAGGGUCCCCGCGGCGCCAGGAGCAGCCGGCAGAGCUGGAGCGGCUCCUGGAGCUCGGAGCGCCCGGCAGCGACCGGCGCGGCCCCGGCCCCGCGGGGACACCGGGGGACAUCACCUCCGCCGUGUGACACCCCCGGCGACACUGCGGCUGCUCCCGGCGGCGCUCCCGCUUCCCGAUGGAUUCCUGGGGAAUUUUUUUAUGUGGGUUUUGUACUUUUUGUAGGGAUUCUGGGGGGUGGGAUGGAGACCUUUGGUGGCUGGUGCCUGGGUGGGCGCAUUAAACGUGUCACUGGGUGCCACCAGGGUUUGUGUCCUCAGGUGUCUGUGUGUCCAUGCGUGUUCCAGGGAUGUGUCCCUUCCGGUGUCCCCAGCGUCCCCAGGUGUCCAUGUGUCCCUGGGAUGUGUCCCUUCAGGUGUUGAAGUAUUCCCAGGUGUCCCUUCUGGUGUCCGUUUGUCCCCAGAAUGUGUCACCUUGGGUAUCCCCAGUGUCCAUGGGAUGUGUCCCUUCAGGUGUCCGUUUGUCCCUGGAAUGCGCCCCCUGGGAUCUCCCAAGUGUCCCCAGCUGUCCAUGAGUCCCUUUGGGUGUUUGUGUGUCGCUAGGAUGCACCCCAAGAGUCCCCAGGUGUCCCUUUGUCCCCAAGAUGUGUCCCUGCAUCCCUGGGAUGUGACCGCUCAGGUGUCUGGGCUGGGUGUCCCCAGGUGUCCCGCAUGUCCCCAGGGCCAUGUCCCAAGGAUGGGACCCCUCAGGUGUCUGUGUGUCCCUGGGCAUCCACGUGUGUCACCAGGACACGUCCCGGGGUGUCCGUGUGUCCCACACCCAUCCCAGACCAGCCCCAGGAGGAGGAGGGGACACCCCAAAGACCCCAAGGCAGGUGGCACUGGGGACAGAAAAGCCAUUUCUAACCCCAAAAUGCUCCCAGGUC